This is a messenger RNA of Aphidius gifuensis, 2670 nucleotides long. RefSeq names its product hyphally regulated cell wall protein 3-like. The record is from RefSeq and is a predicted model, not a curated record. Lineage: Eukaryota; Metazoa; Arthropoda; Insecta; Hymenoptera; Braconidae. Bases 148 to 1152 code for a protein of 334 amino acids. The transcript is spliced from 3 exons.
GAGUGUACAUGUGUGCGUAUGUCUAAUAAGUUAAAUGUUAAUGUAAGUUAAUAAUAAAAACAAAUAAAAUAAAAAAUACACCAGUUGUCGUGUAAUUAUAACAAUUGUAAUUAACAGCAACAGUACAAUAUAAAUAAAUUAAUUAAAAUGGCUGUUAUAAAUGAAGAAGAAUGGCAGGCUCGAUUCAUUGCAAUAGUAGAGGACGUAAUAAGUAAUCCUGUCAGGGGAAACGCCGCAGCAAAAAAAGCGUUGAUACUAGAAAGAUUGGAACCUAUUUUAAUUAAUCAACCACAAUUAAACAGAAUAUGUCAAAACACCAACAAUUCCUUCGUUAAAUCGGGUUUUCUUGAAUACGUAUUUUCCACUGAAUGUUACAACGAAAGUAUUAAUGAGGAAACAAAUGAUUUAGAGUAUCUUAUCAAUCUCUGUGGAUCUAAAUUAUUGCAAUUACAUGCUCCUGGCUAUACUAAUUCUAAAAUAAUGCAGUCAAUUAAAAAUACUUGUACAAGACUUCAAGCAAUUACCUUGUGCUUUAGAGAAAUGAAUAGCAAUGAUUUCAUCAAUGUAUUUGAUAAUAUACAGAAUCUUAGAAUACUAAGAAUAAAUUGGGGUUGUGUAAACUCAACUCUGCCAAUGACUUUGGUCAGAUCAUUGGAAAGCCUGGUUGGAAGUUUAAAACAUUUACAACUUAAUCGUACACACGCUGAUGAUAUAUUUUUACCAGAUUCAUUGGCUUCAGUAUUUCAUCAAUUAACUGUUAUAGAUAAAUUGUAUGUGGCAUAUUUUGGACUAAGUCAAAUUAUAAUUCAGUCGAUUAGUGGAAUGAUAAAUUUGACUGAUAUAAAUAUAUUCUUUUUUAAACUCAAUAAUCAUCCAUUAUUCGAUGAGAAUAUCGAUAUGUAUCCAAUUGGGAAUUUGAAAAAUCUUAAAAGUUUACACUUGUAUUGUGAUUAUGGAAUUACAGAUAGAUUUUUGAUUAAUCUUUGUAAUAAUGCAAAAGAAUUGACUGAUUUAAAUAUCAUCGGUACAAAUAUAUCAGAUAAUGGUAUGAUGGCAAUCAAUAAUUUGAAACAUUUAAAAAUAAUGAACCUUAAUUUAGAGAAAUUCAGAUUCGAAAGCAUAAAUAAAUUAAUUACUGAUCAAUCAAUUUAAUGUAUCAAGAAUGAACAACUCGAGACUAUGGAGCUUACUAAUUGCAAAAUGAUCACUAACAAGUCAGUGGCCAAGCUUCUUGAAAAUUUACCAAAGCUAAAAGAUUUAGAUGUCAGAUACACGGGCGUCAACCAUGAGUUGCCAAAUGUCUUAGAAAAGGCUCGGGGGGGACACGAACCGGUUAAUAUCUUUGUUUCAAUAAAAGACUAUGAUCAGAAAUUUGAGUCAUUAAAAUCUGAUCAUAUUACAAUCGUGCCUGAAAAUCAAUACAGUAAAUAUCCUACGACAGAUGAAUCAAGUGAAGAUGUUGAGCCUGAAGACGAAGAUGAUGGUUCAAAUGAUGGUUUAAAUGAUGGUUCAAAUGAUGGUUUAAAUGAUGGUUCAAAUGAUGGUUUAAAUGAUGGUUCAAAUGAUGGUUCAAAUGAUGGUUCAAAUGAUGGUUUAAAUGAUGGUUCAAAUGAUGGUUCAAAUGAUGGUUCAAAUGAUGAUUCAAAUGAUGGUUCAAAUGAUGAUUCAAAUGAUGGUUCAAAUGAUGAUUCAAAUGAUGGUUCAAAUCAUGGUUCAAGUGAUAAUUCAAAUGCUGAAGAAUAAAUUUGAUAUAUAAAUAAAUUUAAUUUAAUAUAAAUAAAUCAUUUGUCAUUAUUCAAUAUUUAACUCUUUAUUUAAAAUUCAAUAAAUUUUUUUUUUUCAUAAUUAUUAUAAUUAUUAAAUGCAUUUAUUUUAAUGAAAAUAAUAUUUUUAUUUUUUAAUCAUAAAUGCAUGCUGAUGCUUAGUUGAUAUCGAUGUGACUAAUAAAUAUUUUUUAAUGCAAAAAUAAAACAAAUAGAAAAAAAAAAUUAAAAAAAUACGACAAAGAUUUGAUGGAAAUCAUCUUUGUAUAUGGCGCCAUUCAAUAUUUUUGGAUAAAUGCCAAACAGAUGUUAAGUCCUUUUGAUGAUUUAUAUUUUUUAAAAGUAUAGGUAAUUAAUUAUCCUUACCAACAGCAUAAUAUAUUUUUUUUUUCAAGCAACUUAUUUGGUUGGGUAAUGUAUAAAAUAAUUCCAAAUAACUUUCAGAGCUUGGUAAUUUUUUUUAUUCGUUGAUAGUUUGAGAAUUGGAAAUCAAUGUUAGGUGCUUAUCAUGUUGAUUAUCUUGUUGUGUGUCUAUAUUUUUUUUCUUUUGACUUGAAAAAGUGACUCUGCAGUAAAAAAAUACCCUUCAAUCGUAAUUUUGAAUCAAGAUGAAGUUUAUCAGAUAUCGAUUGUAACAAAAUAAAUAAUGAAAAUAAUACUUCAAGUAUUUUUAUUUUAUUUUGAUAAAUUGUUCAGAAUAAUUUAAACAAUCAACACAUUGAUUUUUCAUUCUUGACACAUUGAUUUUCAAUUAAUCAAGAUAAUAAUGUUCAUUGGAUAAACAUAUGAAUGGGCAAUAAUUUUAAGUGAAAAAGGAACACUGGUGAAAAUAAAAAUUGCAAUUGAUGUUUUCAUUCACACAAUUAAAAUAAAAAAUGUCAUUGUGCAUAUUUCCCAGUAGAAUAAA